Durusdinium trenchii is the source of this 797-nucleotide messenger RNA. NCBI's taxonomy places the organism in Eukaryota, Dinophyceae, Suessiales, Symbiodiniaceae. The record is from the annotation of a GenBank genome assembly.
AUGAACAUGAGCUUGUUGGCGGUGGUAUCGCAUCAGGCAGUCCAGAAGCUGCAUCUCUUUUUGAACCAAGAGCUGUCCAACAGCGCCUGGGCCUUUUCAAGAUUCUCAGAGGUUGAGGUCAGCCUCAGGAGGGCGUUGAAGAGUGAAGUGCAGCGGCGGAUGUCGACCUUUGAUGCCCAAGCAUUGGCCAACCUCUCGGAUUCGGUCAAAGACAUGUCUGAGGAGUUGCUGGAGAGACUAGAGCCUACGUUGGAGGAGUUUGUCAACGGAAUGCCCAAGACGCUCACAGAUUGGAGUGGUUCUGCAUUUGUGCAGGUGCUUCAUCGAGUUGGGGUUGACAACUUCGGCGUCGCAGGGACGCAGAGUCUACUGUCAAAGAUGGGCAUCUCAGAGCCUGCGCUCGAUUUCCGACGACGAGCAUUGGUUCGGAUUCAGCAGACCUUGGACGAUGGUGAUGCACGGAAGGACAUUUGGGGGUUGACGCACAAACGCGUCCUUUGCUACGGAGAGUGGGACUUGACAGAGGAUGGGCAGCCACUCCGUGGUACCUUAUUGCGAGAGAAUGGCAUCCGUGUUGGACACGCUGCUCCGCCAUCUUGGCUCCGUGCCUUUCCCACUCCGAUCAAUAGCCUAAUUGGCCGCGAUCUAUGUGGCGAGUUCCAACUCACGACCGGCAUUGGUUUAAUCCUUGACACAGCCCACGGCCAUCUCUGUGGAGAGGUGAUGUUUUUCUCAACAAGCACGCCUUGCUGCUCCUGCAUCGCAGUCCUCCGGCAGAUGCAGCUCCGCUUUCCAGG